Dermacentor albipictus is the source of this 6830-nucleotide messenger RNA. RefSeq lists its product as uncharacterized. NCBI's taxonomy places the organism in Eukaryota, Metazoa, Arthropoda, Arachnida, Ixodida, Ixodidae. The record is from RefSeq and is a predicted model, not a curated record.
GCAUUUUGGCGGCCCCCGACCGGCCGCAAAACUGUAGUGACUCUCGCUGGGUAAUCUGUUCGACUGUGCACGCUCCUUGUGCCGGUGCUGGUGGACCUUUACGCACUCGACCGACGGGAGGAGGAGAGAGAGACGACUCACCGCUGCCAUGUGUUCUUGGAUUGUGGCAUCGUGGCUGCUGGCUGCUUCGGCGACGCUCUGCGCCGCGCAGCAGCAGUACCUCCAGGGUCCACCGCCCCUCAACGGCGGCUACAAGGGAUUCCAGCCGUACGGCUCGGGACUCGCCGGAGGUGGCGCACCAGCACAGGGUGGAGCCGGAUCCGGCGCCAUUCCCCGGGGCUACCAGCUGCCCCAGGGCUACGUGCCGCAGCAGGUGAUCCCGCCCACGCAACCGAGGCAGCCUUUCGUCUCGCAGGGAUUCCAGCCGCAGGGGCCGCCACCUUCCGCGUCGGCUGGUGUUAGCUACGUUCCGAGAGCAGCACCUCAGCCGCAGUAUCAGCCGCAGUACCGGCCGCCAGCGCAGCCGCCCCAAUACCGGCCACCACAACAGCUGCAGCAAUACCAGCCGCCACCACAGCAGCAGCAAUACCGGCCGCCACCACAGCAGCAGCAGUACCAGCCACCCCCACAGCAGCAGCCACAGCCGCCACCACAGGUGCAGGCUCUGCAGAAGUCCCAGUCUCAAUCCGCAUCACAGUCGUCCGGCAGCUCCGCUAAAGCCGAGGAAGCGAAGCUGGCUGUGUUCAAUGCCGCUCCCCUACACUACGUCAGCAUCGGUGCCAAGCUUGAGGGCGACUACAAGUUCGGCUACGACACUGGAAAGGGUUCCGACAAGACCGGCAGCUUCCGCGAGGAGACCAGGCUUCCCGACGGUACGGUGAAGGGCUCCUACGGCUUCAUCGACGCUUCCGGUCGCCAGAGGAUCAUCAAGUACACAGCUGGCAAGGAGGGCUUCAAGGCCGAAGGCGACAUCUACCAGGAAGGGGCGCCAAAGGACACCAUCCCGCAGCACCUCCAGCAACAGACCGUGGCGGCCUCUUCGUCUGCACCGGCUCCGUCGGCCCCAGCUCCUGCUCCAGCUCCCGCUCCUGCUCCGGCCCCAGCGCCAUCUAGUGCCAGUCCAGCUGCCAAGUACAAGCCUCCAAGCUACUCCGAUGCCCCUCAGAGCCCACCUGCCCAGUACAGGCCUCCGGCCUACCCUCAGUUCCAGCCGACUGCUCCUCCUUUCCAGCCUUCGCCCGGCCCUUCUCACGUGCCCGUGCUGCGUCUCACACCAAACUUGCCCAUCGAGAACCUCGCCUUCCCAGACUUCUUUAAGCAGCACCUAACCGAGCAAAGGUCCGCAGCUGCUACGAGCCAGCCCGCGUCGACUGCAUCUUCAUUCCAAGGAGGAGCCCCCCAGUCCGCGCCACGGCAGCCCCCUACCUUCGGCUACGUACCAUAUGCGCCUCCCACUGUCCAGACAAGGGCAAGCCCCUACGCGCCGCAGUUUAACGCUAAAUCUCCAGCGCCCCAGCAGCCUUCCAGGCCUUUCGCGGGUCUUCAGCUUCCGGCGGCCACCUCUCAGCGACCCAGCUACCCAACGUUCGCACAACAGCAGGGCUACCCUCUGCCUCUUAUUAGACCCGGUACUUACCCACCUGCUGGUGCAGCUAGGCCCGGCGGCGCGCCGUUUGCCACCGCUCCGACUUCAGCGGCUCCAGCGAAGCAGUACGUUCCUGCCCAGUACCUGCAACAGCAACAGGCACAACCCAAGGUCAGCAUAGCCAACAUUUUCGCCCAGGAAGCCCAGAAAGCCGCCAACAAGCCGAACUUCGCCGACUUCCUCAAACAAUUCAUUCCACGGCAGCCACCGCAGCAACAGUUUGCUCCACCUGGGGGUGCUCCUGGCACUGGAACCACGCGACCGGGCUUCUCUCAAUACGGACCUCCCGCCACCACAGCUCCAGCCUUCCAGAGGCCACCCGUCUACCUACCACAGCAGGCAGCACAACUGAAGGCUCCGCCCAGCUAUGGUCCUCCGCAAGGCGCCGGUGGUCAAGUACCGCUCUACAACUCCUUUAGGCCUCCCGCGCAGCAGGCUCCUGCUUUCAUUCCGAGAACUGGGCAGGCGGCACCUCAGCUACCCACGUACCCACUGCAGGGAGCCGGAGGAUACCCCCAGCAGGCACCGACGGGGUACGCAGCGGCUCCUCAGGGAGCACAGACGGGAUUGGGCGGCACCGCUGCGCAGUCGCUGAAGAAGGACGACGAUGACGAGAACGACGACGGCACGUACAAACCGGAACUGUACGACCACGGUCUCUACGAUCCCAAGAAGUACGAAGAACCGUACCUGAAGAAGAAGACUUCUUCCUCGUCAGCCUCUCCAGCCACCGGUGCCGCGGUCCAGCCACAGCAGUUCUACCAGCCCAGCGGUCAGGGGGCACCGGCGCAAGGUUACCGACAAUUUUAGGAGAGCAGAACACACAGGACCAGGACACCCUCCAUUUUCACUGACACAACAGCAUCGAGAAAGCGAGAGCAGAGUAGUCCUGGACACAAACGGCUUCCCAGUAAGCGCACAAGAUCGAAAUCUCAAGACACGGAGGCGCAAAGGUGACAAAGAAACACAUUCCACAGAAAACGCUUCUCUCAGAUCGCCCUGCGGAACCACAGUCACCAUGGAUCAACGUCGUAACCCGGACUCCACGUCAUGUCGCCGACAUUACGCGCCCCAUGUACAUGUCGAUGUCGAAGGCCGUCUGAUGUAACGUUUUGGCUGAAUCCAAAUAACGUCGAUUAGUUGAACCGCAACCAUUAGCCUAUAUGUCAGGGCUUUGCCUUGCUGUGAAUAUUGUGACUAAGUGGCUCGUUCAUAAGGGAAAGCAAUUCGAGAUGAUGUAAUUAUUAACCACAACGACGACCACAAUGAACGCUAACUAGCGCUCAGAGCCUUUUUGCUUCUAGAAACUGUAUGCUGAUGCUGGGGUUCUUGUGGAAUGAAGUGAAGCUGAUAUGAGUGUACUGUUGAAGCAAUGGAAGUUUUCUCUAUUGCAGUCGCGGCCCCGACAUGCGUUAAUCAUGGAUGCAAAGCAGCCCAUCAGAUGACCUUUGAUAUCUACACGAGCGUUAAUUGCUUAAUUUACUUCUCACGAUGGUUCACAUGCACCCCGUGGCCAACAAAAAGCUGCGAAACGCCAUCCUCGAAAACUUCCAGGAACAAUACAUGUGCGCAGAACGAUGUAGAUAGGAUGUUUACUUCCAAGAAUUCUAGACAUGUUGUGCAUGAAUCGCCUCCCAAUUUAUUGUUAGACGUAACAAAACAUUAUGCGUUGGUAAGAGCAAGUAAUGAUUUCAUGAGUGUGCCUGUGAUGACUAUAGCUUUGCUUUUAGCCAGUCUGCCUCUCAUAAUGCUGGUGUUUGAAAUGUCUCCAUAACAAUUAAGGCUAUAAAUAGCUGCAAAUCACGCACCUUACGUCACUGUUACGCUGCUAACGACAGGGCUUCUAACCUGCUGCAAUAUGGCGGCACAUGUCAGAACCGUCCCUGCACGUGCUCACGACCACGGCCUUUGCAGUCAUGCGCAACCUUAUCGUAUCCUGAAUUGUUAUCCAUCGCAGAAGCGCAGAGAAAGAGAGAGUGCAAUCAUUUGAUUAUUUUCCACGCUUCUCGGCUUGAAUCUUCGAUCAAGAAGGCGCUAGGCAGCCAGCGGCGGUGUAUAUGGUAAUAUUGUGGCGACCUCGCAAAGGGCUUUAAAUGAACGAAUGUGGAAUUCGCUAGAGAGAGAGAGAGAAUAAACAUUUUUAUUAGGUAAAUGCAGCUAGGGAGAGGCGUCCUCAUUCCAGGAUGCCUUGAGCUCGGGCCGCGUCCUGGGCCCUCGCAAUCAGCCGUUGCUGAUCCUCGAGGUCGGAGCUGGCCAAGGCUCUCUCCCAAAGCUCGUUAGUGGGGUAAGGGUUCGGAUGAUUUAAUGGUGCCGCUCUGCAACCCCCUACUAUGUGCCUGAGGGACCCGGGCUCUGCGCAGAAGCGGCAUUGCGGAGAGAAUUUUGUAGGGUCUAUGAGGUGAUUUCUGGUUGGGUGGGGGAAUGUAUUGACCUGUAGAGCUCGGAGGAAUCGCUCCUGCUCUCUAGGUAGUGACUUGUGUGGGGGUGCAUAUGUUCUGCGGGUUAGCUUGUAGUGUUGUGUGAUGUCUUGGUAAGAGACUAGAGGGUGCAUGCGCUCGGGUUCAGAUUCCUCGGCGUCGGCUCGGUGGGUCAGAUCUCGAGCCACGUGGUUGGCGACCUCGUUGCCAGGAAUGCCUUGAUGAGCUGGCGCCCAGAUGAUCAUGACUGAUCUCGUUGGCGGCUUUUGCUUGAUGAUCCGGAGUGUAGUGGCAUGAAUUCUAGUAAAGGGCACAGCCACAACAAGAGCGUUGCAAAAAGUAACAAAGAAGAAGACAAAAACACGACGCAAAUUAUUCAAGAACGCUGCGAUUAAGUGCUACGUGCUACCUACGUCAAGAAGCGAGCAGGUAUCAUGUCAUUUUCCGUUCCUUCAGGCUACGUAGGUGCCUUUGUUUGUUAAAUUGCACCUGUAAUUUAUGCCGGCAUGGCACGUCUGCCCUCCGGGCUAUAUACGAGGCGAAUACAAUCAACCAUUAAUCGCCGGGGACGCAUGACUUUGCAUUUCAUGCGCCGCGCUCGCCUGCCCAGCUUGUUUAUGAAGCGUAAGCAAGUUGCGUCCACCACACUCGUCUGUGUGGCCGCUGUAUGUAGAGAGUUAUGUAUGAGGCAUGCGGGGGAGACGCCCUGUAACGCUUUCUCGGUUCGGCGGCCGCCUACCCCCCGGGCGUCUUAAUUGGCAGCCACCGUCAUCACGCUUCGUAAUAGAUGCCCAAUUUCACGCGGCCUUAAAUCAAAGAAGAAAAAGAAAAACAGGGCCAACAAUAUCAUCGCCGGAUUUUAGAGCGGGAGUCCAUUUAAAUGCAGAGGCGUUACUAUACGUGCCAGGGUGCCUCUCGCAACGAGCGACUUUUCCGAUCGUACGAACGGCGGCGCUCCGAUCGUUUCGGCUGAACGUGGGAACACCCUUGAGCCAGGUAUAAUGCGCCGGCCGGCGCGACCGCUCUAGAAACGAACGCAAGAAACUAAAGCGAGCUCGGGACCGGGAAAAUAAAUGAAUGAAAAAGAAAAGAAAGAAAAGCCGUUCGGCAUUCACGAGCAUGGCGUGUCGGCCACGCCUUUGUCCAGGCCUGGCCGCGCUACAAUGGAAGGCACCGGUUCCGGAGUCGUUGAAGGGCCGCAUAACUGCGGCGCUUCGAGAGCCAUUCGGUUGGUGUCAGGCGCUUGCGGACACCCUCUGUGAGGCCGUAAAUGAAGAAAAAAGAACCACAAACAAAAAGUAGAGAAUAGCGGCUGGUCGGCGGGCUAUAAUUUUUUGGUAUGCUUUCCUUUGCUCUGUCUUUAUUUUUGCCUUUAUUUUCCGUUCGGCGGUUACCUUGUCAUAGAAGAGAAGUGACCUGCUACGAAGGGAGCAGCCGAAGCACAAAGACAGAAAAAGAAAUUGGCUACAGCGAGAAUUGUUCGGAUCUUCCAGUCACCCCUGCUGUGUGAAGGGGGGGAUGAAGUCGUCCUCGCAGGCUCAACGGUUCCUGCUUCAGCACCGAACAAUUUUUCUGCUGUUCCGUGUGUCUCUGCAUGUAUGUACAAUAUGAGUCUAUCAAUAACGCUGUUAUUUAAAUCUCGUUAGGUUUUACUUGCUUGUUGAGCGUCGAGAAUUAUAGUAUUAUUUAUGUUGUGUCUGUUCUGCUUGUUGAUAACAGUUUCUUUCGAGAAUUGCAUUUUUUUUCUGCAGUGUACACGACGCUUAUGACCACUUUAACGAGUCGUGUAGCUGGCCCAGUUAGGUUAAGAGCGUAAAGCAAACCACUGGUGUAGCUUAGUGCCCACUGACGGCCAGAUCCUUCUCCAGGCCCUCUGUUUCGUGUCAACGCGCCAUUAAUACAAUCCCACGGGAUUAUUCGUUCGAAGCUAAGAUGCAAGGCUGUGAGGGCAAACGUAUGCUUCUGAAGUACCUAGCAUGACAACCAUAGAAAGAAGUCGAUGAGGAUAGCAAGAGGGGUGUGUUGGUACGGCAUAUCUUAUUUUGUUAUAGCGCAAGCUUGACAGCGCUGUGUGUGUCAGGUGUGCCUUCUGUUGUCCGUGUCAAGCUUGCGCUAUAAAAAAGUAAGAUAGAAAGAAGUGCCUCCCAAUUUUAACAGAAGCAACAAUUCGCAGAGUUCAAUAUCAACGUCAGCUCCGUUUCACUGAACGCGUAAAGCGAACCUAAAAAUGAUUUCAGCAACAUUUUCUUUUUGUCAGCUUUUGCGCAUCAACGUACAAGAGGUGGCCAUGUCUCACUUGCCCACGUAGGCUGCAUAAUUUGACUCAGCACUUCGAACGACACUUUGCUAGUAAAACAUUGGUCAGAAGUACUAUUUACAACUCGUGUUCAAAGCAAUGUUUACAUGGAAUUGUCUCUUGCUUUAGGGUUGCUUCAAGCGGAAUGCAUUUGAAUUUAAGAAAGUCGGCAUGAAUUUAAUCCAGCUUCCUUUUGUCUUUUCUUCAGACUGCAAUUAAUUUUGCGCUACUGCCUGCCAGUGCUAAAUAAGUGAAAAAGUAUCUGUUUUGUCACCAUCUACAGCUUUGUCGGCAAACCGAAUCAAAGCACAGCCAUAAGCAAUUUCCUGAGUUGUUUACCUUCUAUCGUUGUGGUGUGUAGUUGUCUUCCUUUCUUUCGGCCUCGACGCUGAGCAUGUGCGUUAUUCAUAUUCACUCAUUGUGGGGGGCGGAGUGUAUUUAUUUCAUGUAAAUAAAGUCUUUCCUUUCCACA